Messenger RNA from Loa loa (African eye worm), 480 nucleotides. RefSeq lists its product as hypothetical. Lineage: Eukaryota; Metazoa; Nematoda; Chromadorea; Rhabditida; Onchocercidae. The record is from RefSeq and is a predicted model, not a curated record. The transcript is spliced from 2 exons. The coding region runs from base 1 to 480 and encodes 159 amino acids.
AUGAAAGCACACGUGAAAACGCAUUCAUGUUUACGUGUAUGCAAAUGUUUUCAAAACGUAGCGAUUUUGUUACCAUCUAUUUGUGAAACAUACAGUUACAAGAAAACAUUUAUUCGAACAUUUUCGCCAGUUCUCGCAAUUCUUUUAUUCAUACCUCAAAUUUUGAUACUGUCUCCGACACUGUUUCUGCUGAAAAACAGCGCCGUACAAGCUUGUCACGAUGACGUUACUCCAAAUGAUUCCAUUCAUUUCCUUGGAUGUAUCGAUAUUUGCAUAUUUGCAGCACGCAUAAAUUCAUUACAUGGGGUAUGCUUUUUUGAAUUACAAAGUGGAAUUUUCUCGAAUUUUACUAAAUUUCCUUGGAGACAUCCAUUUAUUCGCCAAAAAGUGAAUGAUAGUAACGAACUGAGCGAUGAAAUGAACAAAAAUGACAUUGAUCUAUUGAUAAAAUCGAUAAUUUCGGAAAUUAUCGUUUCAUAA